Messenger RNA from Strongyloides ratti, 2109 nucleotides. RefSeq names its product Na+ channel, amiloride-sensitive family and Degenerin family-containing protein. Gene Ontology annotation, molecular function: ligand-gated sodium channel activity. Bases 1 to 2109 code for a protein of 702 amino acids. Gene Ontology annotation, biological process: sodium ion transmembrane transport. The transcript has 2 exons. NCBI's taxonomy places the organism in Eukaryota, Metazoa, Nematoda, Chromadorea, Rhabditida, Strongyloididae. The record is from RefSeq and is a predicted model, not a curated record. Gene Ontology annotation, cellular component: membrane.
AUGGCUUGGGUUAAUAAUUUAAGAAAUUGGCAAAGAUUUAAAGAUUCUCAUGAAUAUAUGAAACAGGUGUAUGGUGAUCCUAAUGCACAUUUAAAUAACUUUAGUAAAACAGAAUUUGUAACAGAUCGUGAAUAUUGGGGUAAUUUUGGAUAUGGUGAAUGUUUUAAUUCUACAUCAACUGAAGUACAGUGUGAAAUUCUUCAGGGUGAAUUUGAUCCAUCAACAUUACCAUAUGAAAAAAGAAUGGCAUGGCAUUUUCGUGAAUUUUGUUAUAAAACAUCAGCACAUGGUAUACCAAUGAUUGGUCAAGCACCAAAUAAAUAUUAUCGUGCUGCAUGGAUAAUUCUUUUUUUGGGAUGUAUGAUAAUGUUAUAUCAAAAUGCAAGAUCAGUACUUGAUAAAUAUAAUAGAAAUGAAAAAAUUGUUGAUAUAGAAUUAAAAUUUGAUACAGCACCAUUUCCAGCAAUAACAUUAUGUAAUUUAAAUCCAUAUAAAGCAUCAGUUGCAAAAAGUAUUGAUCUUGUAGCAAGAACAUUAUCAGCUUUUGAUGGUGCUAUGAAUAAAGCAGGUGGAAUUGUAAGUGAAAGUAGAAUAAAAAGAAAAACUGUUGACAUGACUGCUGGACAUCUUUUUGAACCAGGUUAUUCAAAAUGUGAUUGUAGUGUGUCUUCUGGAGAGGGAUCAGUAGAUGAUGAAUUUGAAUGUGAAGGUAAUAAAUAUAAGUUACUUGAACCAAUAGGUGAAGAAGAUAAAUGUAUAUGUGCUUUUGAUAGAGCCUCUAAAGAUACUUGGCCAUGUUAUUUAGAAGAAAAAUGGAUUAAACAAAAAUGUUUAUCUUGUGAUGAUCAUGCUGUUUGUAAAAAAAAUAUUGACUUAGCUUAUAAAAAAAAUGGAAAAAAAUAUCCAUGUUUAUGUGCUCCAGUUGGAGAAUUUUGUGUAGCAUUUGAUGAUACUACACCAAUGUUAAAAAUAUGGGAAUUUUUAUCAGGAGGUCCACCAACAGAAGAUCCUGGUUUUUUAGAAGCUAUGGGUUUUUCAGGAAUGACUGAUGAAGUUGCUAUUGUUACUAAAGCAAAAGAAAAUAUUAUGUUUGCUAUGGCUACAUUAUCAAUGGAUGAAAGAAAAGUUCUUUCAACAACAAAAAGAGAAUUAAUUCAUAAAUGUUCUUUUAAUGGAGCUGCUUGUGAUAUUGAAAAUGAUUUUAUAACUCAUGUUGAUCCAACAUAUGGUUCCUGUUUUACUUAUAAUUAUGAUAAAAGUAAAAAUUUAACAUCAAUUCGUGCUGGACCUAUGUAUGGUUUAAGAAUGUUAGUAUAUGUUAAUGCUUCUGAAUAUAUGCCAACAACUGAAGCAACUGGUGUUAGAUUAACUAUACAUGACAAGGAAGAUUUUCCAUUUCCAGAUACUUUUGGAUAUUCAGCACCAACAGGAUAUAUAAGUUCUUUUGGAUUGAGAUUAAGAAAAAUGACCAGAUUACCUGCACCAUAUGGUGAUUGUAUACAAGAUGGAAAAACAAAAGAUUACAUUUAUGAUGAAUAUGAAUAUACAGUUGAGGGUUGUUAUCGUUCAUGUUUUCAACAACUUGUACUUAAAGAUUGCCUUUGUGGUGAUCCACGUUUUCCUGUUCCAGAUGGAACAAAUCAUUGUCAAGCAACUGAUCCAGUUGCACGUAAAUGUUUAGAUGAAAAAUUAAAAGAACUUGGUGGUGUUCAUGGUUCUUUUAGAUGUCGUUGUCAACAGCCAUGUAAACAAAGUAUAUAUUCUGUAACAUAUUCUGCAGCAAAAUGGCCUUCUUUAUCAUUACAAAUUCAAUUGGGAGCUUGUGUUGGAACAAAUGAAGAGUGUAACAAACAUUACAAAGAAAAUGGUGCUAUGGUUGAAGUAUUUUAUGAACAAUUAAAUUAUGAAAUGUUAACAGAAUCAGAAGCUUAUGGUUUUGUUAAUCUUUUAGCCGAUUUUGGUGGUCAACUUGGUUUAUGGUGUGGUGUUUCAUUUUUGACAUGUUUUGAAAUAUUAGAUUUUCUUUUUCAUACAAUUUGUCUUGUUGUACGCCAUAACUAUGAAAAGAUAAAAAAUAAGUUUAUCAAAAAGAAAGAUGACUUUUUUUAA